Gossypium raimondii (Peruvian cotton) is the source of this 604-nucleotide messenger RNA. RefSeq lists its product as uncharacterized. The coding region runs from base 148 to 468 and encodes 106 amino acids. NCBI's taxonomy places the organism in Eukaryota, Viridiplantae, Streptophyta, Magnoliopsida, Malvales, Malvaceae. The transcript has a single exon. The record is from RefSeq and is a predicted model, not a curated record.
CAUCCCAAUCCAUCCUAAAAAUAAAACCCACUUUGUAAUUCCAUGAACCACAAGAUUUUCAUCAAACGGCUAUUAAAGCCAUUGCUGCAAAUAUAUGCUCUCUAUAAGAACACCUGGAAAUAGGCAAAGAGACAGAUAAAGGGAAGAAUGAAGACGAAGAAGGUGCAUAAUUUAGCUUUGGGUAUGGCGGUUCUGGUGAUAUUAUUGUCAUGGAUGGCUUUUCCAGCUCUAGCUUGUUCCUAUAAUGGCGGCGGUAGUAAUAAUAAAGGGUGUAAAGACUGCAUUGCCGAGCAAAUGAAAUACGGUUGUCCAAGGUGUGUGCCGCUUCUACGGUGCAUGGCACGGUGCUUGUGGGGCGGAAGUUCCAGGUCUAAAUGCAUGAGGCGGUGUGAUUGCGACGGUGGGAAGCCGACACUUUCCGAUUGUAAGAAAUGCAUGUCACGGUGCAAAUGUAGUUGUGUUGCUUGAAUCCACUCUUUUCAUGCAAAACUACGUUUGUAUUUGUUGUUUUUUUCUAUUCUAAACUCUUCUCUUUCAACUGUUGUUUUGCUUCAAGCUUAAUUAAUAUUGGAAUCUAAAUUAUAUCAUAUUUGGUCCAUUUUAA